Mycena citricolor is the source of this 511-nucleotide messenger RNA. Lineage: Eukaryota; Fungi; Basidiomycota; Agaricomycetes; Agaricales; Mycenaceae. The record is from the annotation of a GenBank genome assembly.
CGACGGCGGUCGGCCUCUCGGCGUUUCGCUCUUCUGGAGGAAAUAGCGUCCACCCGGAACAUUGAUCCCGGUUAUACACACGGUACUUGAUGCUGGCGAAGAACGAAUAGCCCGGCGAAUUGUCGAUGCGUGCAAGAAAUUUGCUCUGCGUGACAGGAAAGUCGGGUGGAAGUUGACUCGAAGUCAUGCCCGCCCGGACCUCCUGCUCUCUGCGGCGCAAGGCAGUCAUGUACUGGGCGAGGAGCUGCUCGACGGUGCUGAUGGAGUCGACGAACGUGCCAUUGGGACGCGGGAAGCGACUGACGAGGAGAGUCAUCUGGGAUGGAUCGGGAGGGUGGCUGGAGGAUGGGAGGCUCGGUGUGGGCUGUUCUGCAUCGCUGCGAGCGCGGGAUAUAAAACAGAAACUGGUGCGCUAUGGCCCUCGAGACUGCCCGCCAGAUUGGGAAAUGGGCUAUCCGCUCACGUACUAACCUGUCAAAAUCAGCCAAAGCGCGAAGAAAUAAACAAUGUG